GGACAGAAUCAAUGGACCGCAUUGAUUCGAUCGCUCACUCCAUCCGCCUCCCAAGGCUCCCCCCCGACUUUGGGCUUCUUGUCUAGCCGUCAGUGGCCACAUUCAUGAUGCAGAGACUCUGCGCCCGCACGGCGCUGGCUGCCAGCAAGAGAAGCACGGUGGCAACAGCAACAGGUACAUGUCGGACUGCGGGCUUCCUGACCAUGACACCCUCACCUCGGCCCUUCCUGCGGCACCUCUCGGCCGGCGGUGGUGAUGGUGGUGCAGGUGCUACCUCGGCGACUCCGCUGCCGUUCCUAUCCCCCUCGCUGCUGCUGGCGGCGCGGUCCCCAUCAGCUGCGGCUGCGGCACCCUUGCUCCGGGGCCGCCGCUGCCUCUCGCUCUCCGGCCCCUGGCGCACUCGUUCUAGAGGACCAGGGCAGCAGCCUCACAAGGGCGCCCAUGACCAUGAUGAGGCUGUUGGUGCCCCGCGCCCCUCAUCUCCCUCGGCCUCAUCGGUCUCUCCACCACGGGGCCACCCUGCUGCGACCCAGAGCCAGGGAGCCGCCAGGCUGCCACCUGCUUCCCCGCCGGCCUUGGCGGCCCGGGAGAACAUCUACACGAUCCCAAACAUGCUCACGGCCUCGCGCCUGGUCGCCGCCCCCAUCAUCGGCUACGCCAUCCUGCACGACCAGCACGCCCUCGCCCUCGGCCUCUUUGCCUACGCCGGCCUGUCGGACCUGCUCGACGGCUGGAUCGCUCGCCGCUGGAACCUGGGCACCGUGGUCGGCACCAUCAUCGACCCCAUGGCCGACAAGACCCUCAUGCUGGUCCUGACGCUCAGCCUUGCCGCCAAGGGCGCCCUCCCGCGUGAGUUUUCCGACUUGUCACCUUGGAGUCUUACUUCUUGUUCCUUCUGAUUAUGACACCUCACCUACAUUCGUAUUACGGCCUGUCGUAACUCAAAACUUACACACCCUCCCCCAAGCUUGGCCUAUUUUGAUAUCCCCUCGUCAUUGGUUCCUUUAACCCACUUCCCUUUGCUUUUUUACUCCUUCUUUUCUUCUUCGGUUUUUCCUUUUGGUGCCCCCUCGUCGUGUUGUUGGUGACCCCUGUCGAGGACCCCUUGAUGGCUCAGGGCCAGCCGCGGAUUUGGCCGCCGGUCUGGUGCUUGGCCCGAUUAUCCUUGCCUUCCCAGGAUAUGAUGCAAACUAGAGGGGGGUCUUUAGUAGACCAUCCGCGCUAGCGCGGAGGACUCGUGCCAACCCAUUAUCCCAGAUGGUGUGCUCGGACCCUUGCCGACCCCUCGUUGAUUCUCGGCCGCCCCGAGCGCCCGUGUUCCCCUUGCCGCACCCCCCUCCUUCCUGCCUUGGUGCUGCAUACGGACCAAAUAGCAUCGCGGCUGACGCCAGACUAAAAUAACAAAAAAAAAACAACGUUGCAAUGUCCGCUGCUAGUCUGGCUUGUCGCCCUGAUAAUCGGCCGCGACGUCGGACUCGCCAUCGCGGCCAUCUACUACCGGUGGGUCUCGCUUCCGCCGCCAAAAACCUUUGGGCGCUACUGGGACUUCUCGCUGCCCUCAGCAGAGGUUAGGCCGACCACAAUCAGCAAGUACAACACGUUCCUGCAGCUAGGUCUGAUGGGCCUGACCGCUACCGCCCCUGUCCUGCCCUUGGACCUGUCGGCAUCCUUGACUGGCUUCCAAUACGUGGUCGCGGUGACGACGGUCUGGAGCGGAGCUAGUUACGUGUUCAGCAAGGACGCCGUCAAGAUCCUGUCUGACGCGAAGUCCGCAAGCACGAAGCGGCCACCUCUCUGAGAGGAAGGGAGAAAAGAGAAUAAUGGGUGUGGAGUGGCGCUAUUGCAGCCAUGCUAAAAUAGAGAAGAAAUGCACUGCACAACAGUAAAUAACAUAAUACACGGCAUGGACUUGG
Gaeumannomyces tritici R3-111a-1 is the source of this 1913-nucleotide messenger RNA. RefSeq names its product phosphatidyl synthase. The record is from RefSeq and is a predicted model, not a curated record. NCBI's taxonomy places the organism in Eukaryota, Fungi, Ascomycota, Sordariomycetes, Magnaporthales, Magnaporthaceae. Gene Ontology annotation, biological process: cardiolipin biosynthetic process. Gene Ontology annotation, molecular function: cardiolipin synthase activity. Gene Ontology annotation, cellular component: mitochondrion; membrane. The transcript has 3 exons. Bases 105 to 899 code for a protein of 264 amino acids.